This is a messenger RNA of Astyanax mexicanus (Mexican tetra), 931 nucleotides long. It is a transcript of the gene cfap77, whose product is annotated as cilia and flagella associated protein 77. Bases 141 to 770 code for a protein of 209 amino acids. NCBI's taxonomy places the organism in Eukaryota, Metazoa, Chordata, Actinopteri, Characiformes, Acestrorhamphidae. The transcript is spliced from 6 exons. The record is from RefSeq and is a predicted model, not a curated record.
GGGUAUUUUCUCUGGUUAAAGGUUAAUGUAGGACGGCGUCGUGUAUCCACGGCGACAGGGUGCAAAUUUAUUCAUUUUUUAAUCGGCACAGAAACGGGACAGAAACGGCAAACAACAGGCCGCUUUGUCAAAUCCUCAAAAUGAAAAAGUCUGCAAUCGGAAAGAGCCAGUCCAGAAGACUGUCCUGUCCAGGGCCUGAUUUUGUCUAUGGAGCACCGACCAUUGUCCGUGACGGAGGAGUGGCAGAGGCCAUCUCCAAUUGGGACACUGCCUCACUAAACACCAGUAGCUCUGCACGAAAGGCAGAGCGGGAUUUUGUGGCUCUGAAUCGCGAGGGAGUGAAGUCAGGCAUGGUGACAGCCAGGGACCUGCGGCACUACCGUGCGACCCACGAUAUCCAACGCCCAAUCGUAACAGACCGGCAUCCUCCAACACGAAUACCACAGGACAUCCCCUUUGGUGUACCUACAAGGCCUUCUGAGUCGAUCGCUGACAUGCUGCAGUACAGGUUUGCCCAGAAGUGGCUGGAGGAACAGCAGGCAAAGGAAAAAACUUUGCUGGGACGCAAGCCAAAAAAGGUUCAGCUCGGGAGGAUCCGGGACACCCGCACCACCCUCCUCCAAAAGGCUCGGCCCCUGGAGCAGCCCCCAUCCACGUGGCAGCUGCCCCGUUUCCAGCAGAUUGGACCAGCUCUGGACACUUUCAGGGACCCUGAAGCUCGAGAGAGAGCCAUGGCUGUACACAACUCUGCGUCCAGAAGAGGAACAUAACAUACAUAAUAGAGACACAUAAUCCAGUUUUUAUCUCUACAAUCCACCAGUCUGUCCUUUAGAUCUCUUAACACUUUAUUACACACUGUUAUAAUGUAAGUAUUUCAAAUAAUUGUACACAUUUUGGGAGAAAAAUAUAAAUAAAUUAUGUAGCGCCUUUA